AGGAGCCUGACAUGAUGUUUCCCCAAAGCAGGCACUCGGGUUCCUCUCAUCUGCCUCAGCAGUUGAAAUUCACAACGUCAGAUUCCUGCGACCGGAUUAAAGACGAAUUCCAGCUGCUUCAGGCCCAAUACCACAGCCUGAAGUUGGAAUGCGAUAAGCUCGCAAGUGAAAAAUCGGAGAUGCAGCGUCACUACGUCAUGUAUUACGAGAUGUCCUACGGGCUCAAUAUUGAAAUGCACAAACAGGCUGAAAUCGUCAAGCGGUUAAACGGCAUUUGUGCUCAGGUGUUGCCAUACCUUUCGCAAGAGCACCAACAGCAGGUUCUUGGAGCUAUCGAGCGAGCGAAGCAGGUGACGGCACCGGAGCUGAACUCCAUCAUCCGGCAGCAGCUCCAGGCUCACCAGCUGUCCCAGCUCCAAGCUCUCGCCCUGCCCUUGACCCCGCUGCCGGUGGGGCUGCAGCCCCCCUCCCUCCCCGCGGUCAGCGCCAGCACCGGCCUCCUCUCUCUGUCCGCCCUGGGCUCGCAAGCUCACCUCUCCAAGGAGGACAAGAACGGCCACGACGGGGACGCCCACCAGGAUGACGACGGGGAGAAAUCAGAUUAGGCGGAC
Messenger RNA from Euleptes europaea (tarantolino), 611 nucleotides. RefSeq names its product TLE family member 5, transcriptional modulator (gene TLE5). The transcript has 8 exons. Gene Ontology annotation, molecular function: transcription corepressor activity; protein binding. Lineage: Eukaryota; Metazoa; Chordata; Lepidosauria; Squamata; Sphaerodactylidae. The coding region runs from base 12 to 605 and encodes 197 amino acids. The record is from RefSeq and is a predicted model, not a curated record. Gene Ontology annotation, cellular component: nucleus; transcription regulator complex. Gene Ontology annotation, biological process: regulation of DNA-templated transcription; negative regulation of canonical Wnt signaling pathway.